CAGCCCCAUCAUCCCUGCACGUAUUUGUACAAGGUCCUGGGUGGGCAGAGGCUGCCAACCAACUCUGUGGGGACACUGAUGGCCCAAGUGGCAGUGGGGGCAGCGCCCAUGGGCCCUGCGACCCUUGCUCCCCACCCCCUUCCUUUCUGCCCUGCUGCUUUUUGGUGGACUGACUGCCCGGGAACUGCAGUCAGCACUGAAAACCUGUGGUUUCUUCUUGCCUUUCGCCGUUCUCCCUCACCGUGGGGGAGGGCAUUGGGAGGGUCUCAGGCGGAUGCCCUAGGGGGGAAGGGGUUGGCUGGUCCCCACCCUUGAAGUGCCAGCGGUGACACCACAGAACUCCAGCCUGGCCUUGGCAGUGACUUCUCCAAAAGGCCUAAAGCUGUCCACUGGUGGUGGGGCAGGCUGUGAGGCAACCUGCUGGUUGGUGGGAAGGAAGUGUAGGUGGACUGGGUCGAGUGGCUUGGAAUCCACUCUCCUGCCUCCAGCUGUGUAAACUCUUGCCUCGGAACGGAACUGCAGCACAGGGUGGCACUGGUGGGGGCCUCGCUUGUCACCUGCUCCUCUCCCCAGCCUCCCUGCGAGGUCCCAGCUUUGCCUCCAGGAAGCAGAGCGGCAAGUGGUGGGCCAGGCAGUAGCACGUCCAGGAGCCCAAGCUAGAAGGUUCUAGCCACUUCCAGAAGAUUCCUAGACGCUCCUCCCGAUGUCUCAUUUCAUUUCCCGUCUCCUGGAUCGUAACUUUGCUUCCUGGGCACUCUGCGGGGAUCAGAGCUUCUCACUGCAUUCCGAGGGGGCCGAGAGGAUGUCCGGCGGGGCCCCGCCGGCUGAGCGGGCCGCUGUGGGCGACAUGGACGACAAGGCCACCCGCUUCCAGGUGCAGAAGCACUCAUGGGACGGGCUGCGGAGCAUCAUCCACGGCAGCCGCAAGUACUCGGGCCUCAUCGUCAACAAGGCCCCGCAUGACUUCCAGUUUGUGCAGAAGACAGACGAGGGUGGCCCGCACUCCCACCGCCUCUACUACCUAGGGAUGCCUUACGGCAGCCGUGAGAACUCGCUCCUCUACUCGGAGAUCCCCAAGAAGGUCCGCAAAGAGGCCCUGCUACUGCUGUCCUGGAAGCAGAUGCUGGACCACUUCCAGGCCACACCCCACCAUGGGGUCUACUCCCGGGAGGAGGAGCUGCUUCGGGAGCGGAAGCGCCUGGGUGUCUUUGGCAUCACCUCCUAUGACUUCCACAGCGCCAGUGGCCUCUUCCUCUUCCAGGCCAGCAACAGCCUCUUUCACUGCCGUGAUGGGGGCAAGAAUGGCUUCAUGGUGUCUCCAAUGAAGCCGUUGGAGAUCAAGACCCAGUGCUCAGGGCCCCGAAUGGACCCCAAAAUCUGCCCUGCCGACCCUGCCUUCUUCUCCUUCAUCAACAAUAGCGACCUGUGGGUGGCCAACAUUGAGACAGGCGAGGAGCGGCGCCUGACCUUUUGCCACCGGGGAUCAUCCAAUGUCCUGGAUGACCCCAAAUCUGCUGGUGUGGCCACCUUCGUCAUCCAGGAAGAAUUUGACCGCUUCACAGGCUGCUGGUGGUGCCCCACAGCCUCCUGGGAAGGUUCUGAAGGCCUCAAGACACUGCGGAUCCUGUAUGAGGAGGUUGAUGAGUCUGAGGUAGAGGUCAUUCACGUCCCCUCACCCGCACUGGAGGAGAGGAAGACAGAUUCGUACCGGUACCCCAGGACAGGCAGCAAGAAUCCUAAGAUCGCUCUGAAGCUGGCUGAAUUCCAGACUGACAGCCAGGGCAAGAUCGUCUCAGCCCAAGAGAAGGAGCUGGUGCAGCCCUUCAGCUCCCUCUUCCCCAAGGUGGAGUACAUCGCCAGGGCCGGGUGGACACGGGACGGCAAAUAUGCCUGGGCCAUGUUCCUGGACCGGCCCCAGCAGCGGCUCCAGCUUGUCCUCCUGCCCCCCGCUCUGUUCAUCCCAACUCCUGAGAGUGAGGAGCAGCGACUGGCCUUUGCCAGAGCCGUUCCCAAGGAUGUCCAGCCACACGUGGUGUAUGAGGAGGUCACCAAUGUCUGGAUCAAUGUGCACGACAUCUUCUACCCCUUCCCACAGGCACAUGGCCAGGAGGAGUUCUGCUUCCUCCGCGCCAACGAGUGCAAGACUGGCUUCUGCCACCUGUACAAAGUCACUGUUCUCCUCAAGGCCAAAGGCUACGACUGGACGGAGCCGCUGAGCCCCAGGGAAGAUGAAUUUAAGUGUCCCAUCAAGGAGGAGAUGGCGCUGACCAGCGGUGAAUGGGAGGUUCUGGCGAGGCAUGGCUCCAAGAUCUGGGUCAAUGAGGAGACCAAGCUGGUUUACUUCCAAGGCACAAAGGACACACCACUGGAGCAUCACCUCUAUGUGGUCAGCUACGAGUCAGCCGGCGAGAUUGUGCGCCUCACCACACUCGGUUUCUCUCACAGCUGCUCCAUGAGCCAGAGCUUCGACAUGUUCAUCAGCCAUUACAGCAGCGUGAGCACGCCGCCCUGCGUGCAUGUCUACAAGCUGAGCGGCCCUGAGGACGACCCGCUGCACAAGCAGCCCCGCUUCUGGGCCAGCAUGAUGGAGGCAGCCAGCUGUCCCCCAGACUAUGUGCCUCCGGAAAUCUUCCACUUCCACACGCGCUCCGAUGUGAGGCUCUAUGGCAUGAUCUAUAAGCCGCAUGCCCUGCAGCCAGGGAAGAAGCACCCCACCGUACUCUUUGUGUAUGGGGGCCCCCAGGUGCAGCUCGUGAACAACUCCUUCAAAGGGAUCAAGUAUUUGCGGCUCAACACACUGGCGUCUCUGGGCUAUGCCGUGGUAGUGAUUGAUGGCCGAGGCUCAUGUCAAAGAGGGCUUCGGUUCGAAGGAGCCCUGAAAAACCAAAUGGGCCAGGUGGAGAUUGAAGAUCAGGUGGAGGGCUUGCAGUUCGUGGCGGAGAAGUACGGCUUCAUCGACCUGAGCCGCGUUGCCAUCCACGGCUGGUCCUAUGGAGGCUUCCUCUCACUCAUGGGCCUGAUCCACAAGCCCCAGGUGUUCAAGGUAGCCAUUGCGGGUGCCCCAGUCACUGUCUGGAUGGCCUAUGACACAGGGUACACAGAGCGCUACAUGGAUGUGCCGGAAAACAACCAGCAUGGCUACGAGGCGGGCUCUGUGGCCCUGCAUGUGGAGAAGCUGCCCAAUGAGCCCAAUCGGCUGCUCAUCCUCCACGGGUUCCUGGACGAGAACGUGCACUUCUUCCACACCAACUUCCUUGUCUCCCAGCUGAUCCGGGCAGGGAAGCCCUAUCAACUCCAGAUCUACCCCAACGAGAGACACAGUAUUCGCUGCCCCGAGUCGGGCGAGCACUACGAAGUCACCCUGCUGCACUUUCUACAAGAGUACCUCUGACGCCCGCGGGGCGCCUGGAGCCUUCACAGCACAGCACAACUGGCUUCGUGGCCGCCACCCCGGGGACCAGGCGGGAGGGACCAGGCGGCCCUGCAGGCUGCCACGAGGUGCCUCCUUCAUCAUCCCUGCUGGGCAGCCCUGCGGCCAAGAGGCCACUGCCUUCACCCCAACGCCUUUGGUCUUUUUUGACGCUCCUGGUUUCUUUGCUUGCUGCUUCUUGGUUGCCAGGACAGAGAGACAGUGGCCAGUCUCCUUGAGGCACUGCCUUGUGCCAUCCCCUCCUUGCCUCGUCGUCUGGGAGGUGGGGCCCCCCCCACCCCACUGGAAAGGCCAGGGUUUGGGUGCCUCGGCAAAAAGUGAUUAGAGGAGCUGGGCCUGGAAAUCGCCCGGCCACAGCCCUGAGCGCCCUCCUCCUGUGUCUCCCGAUGGCCUCUAGGUCUCCUGCCCCUGCCAGCCACCGUCCCCAGCACAGGAGCAUGCGAUGCCUGUCCUCCCUGCCAGCCCCACUUCAUACUCGUGUUGUGUCUUAGGGGCAUUUUAAAUAAUUAUUUAAAAGACAAAGCAAGGGAUGCCUAAAUCUGGAGUCGGAGUCCACCACUGGGACCGGGCAGCGGGGUUCAGCCCAGCACCUGCAGGCCCCAUGUGUUCCAAAGCGCAGAUUGGACAGUGGAGAGCAGAACUGGGCCAGCAGGAGUAGUGGUCAGGGCUUGCAGGCAAUGCCUGUGGAUGGAGGGCAGCCCUGUGUCAUCCCCCUCCCCGUCCCCGAGCUUGCAGGCAGGCAUUGCUUCCUGCUGUCCCCCUUCCUCCUCCUGCCUAGCUGUCCAGCCAGGUGUCUGCUUGGCCCUACCUGCAGGUGUUCUAGGAUUGGGAGUUGAACUGUCCCCACCUCAGGCUCACCCCCUCUCUCUCCCUUCCUGCCAAGAGUUCGGGCAUAAAGAAGUAAGAAAAGAAGAAAGAAAAGGAAAAAAAAAAAAAAAACCAGAAACAAAACACCUCUACAUAUUAUGGAAAGAAACUAUUUUUGUCGAUUCUUAUUCUUUUAUAAUUAUGCGUGUAAGACGUAGACUCAUUAAACAACUCCACAUGGACGCGGCCGUCU
Messenger RNA from Castor canadensis (American beaver), 4490 nucleotides. NCBI's taxonomy places the organism in Eukaryota, Metazoa, Chordata, Mammalia, Rodentia, Castoridae. The record is from RefSeq and is a predicted model, not a curated record.